Messenger RNA from Psilocybe cubensis, 1290 nucleotides. RefSeq lists its product as uncharacterized. The coding region runs from base 1 to 1290 and encodes 429 amino acids. The transcript is spliced from 9 exons. The record is from RefSeq and is a predicted model, not a curated record. NCBI's taxonomy places the organism in Eukaryota, Fungi, Basidiomycota, Agaricomycetes, Agaricales, Agrocybaceae. Gene Ontology annotation, molecular function: monooxygenase activity; heme binding; iron ion binding.
AUGCCCUUGGUUGAGUUGUUAUCCACGGCUUUUGAGAGGCUAUCGGCCUACCCGCUGCUUACUUCAAGCGCUGUUGCGCUGGGCUAUGUGCUUACUGUGAAGGCGGUUGUUGAUAAAUCCAGAAAACGCAAGCGCAACCCCAAGAAUCUUCCUCCACCCCCGGGACCCAAAGGAUACCCUAUAAUCGGAAAUCUAUUUGACGUUCCCCACCCUGCGGACAGCCCUCAUAUUAUACGAGAAGUUCGGGGCUUUCUUCGCCGACUUCAACAAUCCCCAGAGAAUUUUAUGCAUCACGUACGGCACACGUUUGCAGCCAUCAUCAUGGGCAUAACGUAUGGUAUCACUGUUGAAGACACAUCGGAUCCGUAUAUAUCAAAUGCAGAAGAGGCACUACAAGGCCUUGUAGAAACAGCGAUACCCGGUUCAUACCUAGUUGAUCUAAUUCCCGCUUUGCUCUAUAUUCCGUCCUGGUUCCCAGGAGCUAGUUUCAAAAGGAAGGCUGCGUACUGGAGUAGGCUCAACAACGAUGUAAUCAACAAGCCAUUUGAGUACAUUGAAAAUGAACUUACAAACGACAGAGAGGUGGUCCCUUCGGUCACAACGUCGCUGAUCAGUCGUUUGCCUGAAAAGGAUGAUCCCCUCUACUCCGAGGAAAGACAAAUUGCGAAGCACGCGACAUCCGUCGCGUAUAUUGUGACGUUGACGGCUGACUCUUAUCUUGGACCAGCUGGAGCAGACACUACUGUCUCGACAGUGCAGACGUUAUUUUUGGCCAUGGCAAUGUACCCGGAAGCACUGAAGAAGGCGCAUGCAGAGCUGGACGCCGUAGUCGGUCCCUAUCGUCUGCCAGAUUAUGGAGACUGCGAUUCAUUGCCGUAUAUCAAUGCUAUUGUCAAGGAAAGCAUGCGAUGGAACCAAGUCUUGCCCUUAGCUAUAGCUCAUAUGACCACUCAUGACGACGAAUACGAUGGAUAUUUCAUCCCACGAGGAACGGUGGUGAUGCCAAACGGAUGGAGCAUCUUGCACGACCCAGAGGUCUUUCCCGACCCGAUGGAAUUCAAGCCCGAGCGCUACUUGAAGGAUGGGAAGUUAGAUCACACUGUCAGAAGCCCCGAGUGUGCAGCGUUUGGCUUUGGACGCCGUAUCUGCCCCGGGAGACAUCUAAGCGACAACUCUUUGUACUUGAUUGUAGCGUCGACACUGGCAGUGUACGAUAUAAAGCCAGCCAUCGACGAAUUCGGGAACCCUAUAAAACUUGAGGCUAAAUUCACGAGCGGAUUCAUCUCGUAA